This is a messenger RNA of Argentina anserina (silverweed cinquefoil), 2519 nucleotides long. Its product is annotated as transcription factor MYC2-like. The transcript has a single exon. The coding region runs from base 88 to 2127 and encodes 679 amino acids. Lineage: Eukaryota; Viridiplantae; Streptophyta; Magnoliopsida; Rosales; Rosaceae. Gene Ontology annotation, cellular component: nucleus. Gene Ontology annotation, biological process: regulation of DNA-templated transcription. The record is from RefSeq and is a predicted model, not a curated record. Gene Ontology annotation, molecular function: transcription cis-regulatory region binding; protein dimerization activity; DNA-binding transcription factor activity.
CCCCUCCCCCAUUUCUCCACUCUACCCAAUCCCAUCAAAGUAAUCAAACCACCCCCCCCCCCCCAAAACGCAGCGUUUCACCAUCACAUGACGGACUACCGAAUACCACCCACCAUGAAUCUCUGGACGGACGACAACGCCUCCUUGAUGGAGGCCUUCAUGAGCAACUCCGACCUCACCUCCUUCUGGGCCGCCACCCCGUCCCAGCCCGCCGCCCAGCCCCUCCACCAGCCCCAAUCCUCCGCUUCCACCUCCGACUACCCCCGCCCCCCGGCGGCGGCUCAGUCACAGGCCCCGCCGCCGGUUUCGGCGCCGUUCAACCAGGAGACGCUGAUGCAGCGCCUCCAGGCGCUGAUCGAGGGGGCCAGGGAGAGCUGGACCUACGCCAUCUUCUGGCAGUCGUCGUACGACAUGUCGGGCGCCUCCGUGCUCGGCUGGGGCGAAGGGUUCUAUAAAGACGAGAGGGACAAGGGGAAAGUAAAGCCCAAAACGACGACGUCUCUUGUCGAGCAGGAGUACAGGAAGAAAGUUCUGAGAGACCUCAACUCAUUGAUUUCCGGCGCCGACACCUCCGCCGACGACGCCGUCGUCGACCAGGAGGUCACUGACACCGAGUGGUUCUUUCUGGUUUCCAUGACCCAGAAUUUCGUCAACGGCGGCGGGUUGCCGGGUCAGGCGUUCUUCCAGUCCAACCCUGUCUGGGUCGCCGGGCCUGACCGCCUCGCCGCCUCUUCAUGCGAGCGGGCCCGACAAGGUCAGGUGUUCGGAUUACAGACCAUGGUGUGCGUCCCGACGGCGAAUGGUGUCGUGGAGCUGGGCUCGACCGAGCUCAUAUUCCAAACCUCCGAUCUGGUGAACAAGGUCCGUGUUUUGUUUGACUUCAACAAUCUUGAAGUCGGUUCUUGGCCAAUGGCCGAUCAGGGAGAAAGCGACCCGUCGUCGCUCUGGAUCAACGACAACCCGUCCAGCACAAUCGAAGCCGUGAAAGACUCAGUAAACUUAGCUCCGGCGACUUCAGGACCCAGUACAAGCAACCAUCACAUCUCCAAGAAUCCGAUUCAGUUCGACAACAGCCACCACAGUUCGAGUAGCUUAUCGGAGAAUCCCAGCGCCGUUCUCCAAGUCAGUCCCCACCAGCAACAGCCCCAAGUCACGCAGACGCAGAGCUUCUUCACCAGAGAGCUCAAUUUCUCCGAUUACAACGGCUACGACGGCGGCAGCGUCAAGAACUCGACCUCCAAUUCCCACUCCAUGAAGCCGGAGUCCGGCGAGAUAUUGAACUUCGGGGAGAGCAAGAGGACGUCUUACAGCGCCACCAACAAUAACGGGAAGCUGUUUUCGGCGCAGUCCCAAAUAGCCGCCGCAGAGGACACUAACAAGAAGAAGAGAUCGCCGACGUCCAGGGGCAGCACCGAUGAGGGGAUCCUGUCGUUUACUUCCGGAGUAAUUCUACCGUCGAGCAGCGGCGUCGUGAAAUCCAGCGCUGGACCCGCGGAUUCCGACCACUCCGACCUUGAAGCCUCGGUCGCUAAGGGGGCUGAUAGUAGCAGAGUUGUGGAGGAAAAGCGACCCCGGAAAAGAGGUCGUAAGCCGGCGAACGGCAGGGAGGAGCCGCUGAACCAUGUGGAGGCAGAGAGACAAAGAAGAGAGAAGCUCAACCAGAGAUUCUAUGCGCUCCGAGCUGUCGUCCCAAAUGUGUCGAAAAUGGACAAGGCGUCUCUGCUCGGCGACGCCAUCACGUACAUCACCGAGCUCAAGACGAAGCUGCAGACGACGGAGUCCGACAAGGAGGACCUCCAGAAGCAAGUGGAGACGUUGAAGGAGUCCCGGUCGUGUUCGGGCUUGGACCAUGAGCUUAAAGGGUCUACUAAAUUGGUCGAUUUGGAUAUUGAUGUCAAGAUACUAGGAUGGGAUGCCAGGAUUCAAAUCCAAUGUAGCAAGAAGAACCACCCUGCGGCGAGGCUAAUGGCGGCGCUGAUGGAGCUGGAUUUGGAUGUACACCACGCCAGCGUCUCGGUAGUCAAUGAAUUGAUGAUCCAGCAAGCCACGGUGAAGAUGGGGAGCCGGAUUUAUACGCAGGAGCAGCUCAGGUUAGCCCUAUUAGCCAAAGUAGGGGAUGCCAGAUAGAACAUAGCUAAAAUUAUGGUGGUUUGUGUUGCUAUUAUCUGCGGCGGCAGGGUGCUUUGGGACAUUUUAUUUAAGGUUCCUGGCAAAGCAGCGGAGCUCAGCUCUGUAUUAUACUGUUCUAUGCGUUUCGUUAGUAGAAUUUUAGUUAUGCUGUUGUAGCAUUAUAGAUCGAGAUUCAUCUCUGAGGAGCGUAAGCUAGACGAGCAAUUUUCCAUGUAGCCAUUGUAGCUGAUUUGGAAACCCUGGGUGUUCUUGUAUCCAUCAUCUUCAAUGUGUAAAUAUGCGUCAUAAUAUUCCAACUUUCAUGAAGUCCAUGAGAGUUACCAAGCCAGUAAUGUUGUAGCAAUGGUAUUUGUAUCGGAAUGUAACAUUGUAAUCGUUUUGCUUCUCAA